Chenopodium quinoa (quinoa) is the source of this 2645-nucleotide messenger RNA. RefSeq names its product U-box domain-containing protein 30-like. Gene Ontology annotation, biological process: protein ubiquitination. Gene Ontology annotation, molecular function: ubiquitin protein ligase activity. Bases 754 to 2082 code for a protein of 442 amino acids. The transcript has a single exon. NCBI's taxonomy places the organism in Eukaryota, Viridiplantae, Streptophyta, Magnoliopsida, Caryophyllales, Amaranthaceae. The record is from RefSeq and is a predicted model, not a curated record.
GCUAACUUUAACGCUUAAUUUUAAUGUUAUUAAGCAGCAGUCCCAAAAGAUGGAGUAGAGAGAGAAGAGAGAUAAAAACUCUUUCUCCCUCUUCUCCUUCUCAUCUCAUCUCCCUCACUCUUCAAUAAACACACUCACUUCCUUUCUCUCUCUAAAUUCUCUCAGUUCUUUCUCUCUCCUCACUACCAUUUUCAGAUUCUCCUAAUUCUUUCUCCCAUUCAACUUAGAUCUCAGAUUAAUUAGGGUUUUUCCUAUUUUUCCUCCAUUCCCCCAACUUUUAAUUCAUUAGAUAAGCAUUUUUCCAUUUUUGGGCGCGUUUUAGCUGAACCAGAUCGAAGAACAAGAAGCGUCGAAAAAAUGUGUGAAUGCAGAUAUAUUUCCGUCGAUUUUGAAGGGUUAAUAAUUAGUAAUUUUUUGAGUUAAUAAUGACGAUUAAAGUGGUCGUGAAGAACAAGAAGAAGGCGACGCUUUUGACCAAGGAAAGAGAAAAAAAGCACUCAAAUGAUGUCUCCCUUGAUAGGUAUUGUUGCUUGUUAUUGUCAAUGAAUUAGUGAGAAAAAUAAAGAUAAUAUCAAAAAGAAAAACAAAAAAGUUGGAAAACGAAAGCUACUCUUACUCAACCCAACCCAACCCAUCCCACCUCAUUUUUCUCUUUGAUUUUUAUUUUUCCGGUUUUUAAUUUUAGUUUAAGAAAAAAAAAAAAACUAAUCAUUUCUUGUUAAAAUAAAUCAUUUUAACAAGUAAAAUAGCAAAAUGCCUAUGUACCAACCAACGAAGGUGGAGGUGGGUGGUGGAGGUCAAGUUUUAGAUCUAGAUACGGCGGUGAAAGAUGGAGUGUUAGGCGGAGUAGACGACGGCGGGUUUUCGCCGAUGUCGGAGAAGCUGGAUCUUAAGAAGAUGAUUGAAGAGUUAGAGGCAAUAGAAGUGCCUACAGUUUUCAUAUGUCCAAUUUCAUUGGAACCAAUGUUAGAUCCAGUUACUCUUUGUACUGGUCAAACUUAUGAGAGGUGUAAUAUCUUGAAAUGGCUAUCUUUAGGCCAUUUAACUUGUCCCACUACAAUGCAGGAGCUUUGGGAUGAUUCAAUCACUCCUAAUAAAACUCUUCAGCAAUUGAUUUAUAGUUGGUUUUCGCAAAAGUAUAUGGCAAUGAAAAAGAAAUCUGAGGAUGUUCAAGGCCGAGUUUUGGAGAUUUUGGAGAAUUUGAAGAAAUUAAAGGGUCAAGCUAGAGUUCAAGCUCUUAAAGGGCUUAAGUUAGUUGUGGGUAAUCAUUUUUCAGCUAAGAAAACUAUGGUGGAUAAUGGUGGGGUUGCUUUUUUGAGUUCUUUACUUGGUCCUUUCACUUCACAUGCUGUUGGGUCUGAAGUGGUUGGGAUUCUUGUUAAUUUGAGUCUAGAUUUCGAGUCAAAGUCGAAUUUGACUCAACCCGCGAAGAUCUCAUUGAUGGUUGAUAUGUUGAAUGAGGGUUCUAUUGAAACUAAGGUCAACUGUACUAAGUUGAUCCAGGGUUUGAUGGAGACUAAGGAUUUCGACCCUGACCUGGUGUCAAGUUUGAGCCUCUUGGUGGGUUUGUUGAAAUUAGUUAAGGAUAAGCGCAACUCGAAUGGCAUUCAACUAGGGCUUUCGCUGCUCAAGAUGAUAAGCUCACACGAGUGCGUUCGAAGUUCGAUUGUGAGCAUUGGGGCUAUUCCUCAAUUGGUUGAUCUUUUGCCAAGUUUAAAAGCCGAGUGCCUGGAAUUAGCACUCUCCAUACUUGACAAUUUGGCUAGUAUUGAAGAUGGGAGAUUGGCCUUGAAAAAUUGUCCUAACACAAUACUAAAUUUGGUGAAGCUAUUGAUGAGAAUCUCCGAGAAUUGCACUCAAUUGUCAUUGUCCAUCUUGUGGGCAGUUUGCAAGCUAUCACCUGAAGAGUGUGCGCCUAUUGCAGUCGAAGCUGGCUUAGCGGCUAAGCUUCUGCUCGUCAUCCAGAGUGGUUGCAACCCAGCAUUGAAGCAACAAUCAGCCGAGUUGUUGAAAUUAUGUAGUUUGAAUUAUACUGCUACAAUUUUCAUUUCCAAGUGUAAGCUUACAAGAACAUUGCAAUGAAAGUAAAUGUUUGGCAGGCAGAAAAAAGUUAUUCUUGCAUACUUUCAUCUCUCAAAUCAUUCUUCAGCAAACAAAUUUGUUGAAGAUGUAAUGCAAAUAGAAAAAAAGCAAGUGGAAUGAGGUCUCUUAAGGAAUGUUGUGCAUAUAAGAGAGACCUCAAUCCAUGGAUCAGUUUGCAGCUUACAAGUGAUCCGGUUAUCAGGAAGCGCCAUAAACCCACCACUACUUCAGCUUCCGAAUUGAGCAAUAGCAGAACGAAGGUUCAUUGCUCGUUGAUUUGGUUAUUGUACCUGAUUUUAAUAAUAAAGAUCAGUGAUAGUGAUUCAGAUUAGGAUUAAGCUGUAAAGAUACAGGUGACUUUCAGAUUAAGCUGUAAAAAUUGGAAUUGCAAAAAUUCCAUGGUUUUUUUGUUUGUGGGGGUGAUGAUGAGACAAUUAGGUCUACCAACAUAGAAGUCUCCUCAUUCCUCAUUGAAGAAGGUUAGAUUCUGUAAAGAUAGUCUUCAACAUUUGAUCAGUUUAUGUACAAUUUCAAUCUUAUUUCUGAGAAUAUCAUUCAGAUUU